CCUUUGUUCUUUUCGCCUCCCACCGCUGAUCCCCAGUUACUGUCCGCCUCUUAUAGUAGUAAGGUGGUAGUAGCUCUACUGCCGUACCUUCUUUUUGAGACCCAGCAUGUCCAGUGGUCCUGGUGUUUGCCUGAUUGUCUGUGACCCUGACCUGGCUUGAAUGGGACCCAGGGAUCAGAUAAAAGGCCUGUGCCAUCCAAAUUUCCCCGUUCCAGCCAUCUAUAUCCCAGCUGUGUUCCCUCCUUUCUCCGCGUUGUUUCAUCACUCGAGGGGGAUGCUUUCGCCUUUCGCUCGUUGUUCGCUCGGAGGACGUCACUCAUUUCAUCUCCAGACUUGAUAUCUGCCGGGUGGGCUAAAUUCUGACAGUUAAUAAAAAGAAUUGCCACUGCUCUUUUAUAAUCCUUGUGUCUGUCGUGUUGUUUGUGACUUGUGAGGCGCUUCGACAUCGGAACACGUGUACCUCGAAGCGAGGAAAAUGUUUGACAAAAGGACGAAGCAGAAGCCCGGAGCAGAGCUGAUCGGGGAGUUUCGACAGAAGUUUUCCCAUGUUAUCGCAGACCCCUUUCUCACACAACAGGCAUCAGUCGAGCACAACGAUGCGAAGGUCGCAAAUCACCCCAUACUUCCAUCACAACCAUUCCAGCCCCAGUUCAACCAUCACCAGGCGAAUCCGAGUGUAGUCGACUUUGUCACUCCUUCGGCUCUGCAAGCCGGCCUUCUUACUCCCACUGUUAAUCAGAUGUGCGCCGUAGUCCAUAGCCCUGCAGGGGACCUUCACACCCCAACUGUAGAAUGGAAUCUGGCCAGCACGCCUUGGAUAUGGGAUCAGAUGGUCAGCGUACAGUCAGACCUUCAGGAUCAACAACAACAACAACAACCACCACCACCACCACCACAACAACUACACGGACACGCGCCGACGGCGACCCGAGGCGUGGCAGUUUUACAGACGCAAUACCAGCAUCAUUUGUUUCAGAACAUGGACCCGUUUGCAUCAAACCACAUACUGCCGAGCAACGUCUCGUUCGGGGCAAACUCAGACUACGAUCCAUUGGAUACGGCAAGCCAUCGAGAUUCAUUUACAGAAAUGUUGGGACAUGUCGCGCAGCCUCUCCUCCCGGUGGCGUCGGACGCGGUCGACCGCGCCGACUUCCCGUCGAAGCCAGAGAUUCCAUUCCGCUAUCGUGUCACCCUCCACGCUCCCACCGCUAUCGCGGAUCAUGCGCAUGAACCACCAGUCACCUAUCUCAACAAGUCCCAGUCAUACUCGGUAUCCAUUGUCGACUCUACACCUCCGGCGCACGGCACACAACCCGUCAAAUAUCGCACGAGUGUGAGAAUCACCUUUGAGGAACCGGCACACCGAUCGAACCCAGCCCGGUGCUGGCGACUCUGGAAGGAAGCGCGAGGGGCGGUCGAGGCGCAGCAACGAGGGGGGAAGAUGCGAGCGUUGGAGUUUGUGGACCUGCGCAUGGGAUCGAAGAAGAAUGCGCCGCGUAUCAAAAAGGUGGACAGCGCGUCGUUUGACGGGUUCUGUGUAACCUGGACGAGCACUCCGGAAGCCGGUCCUUCCGAGUGCGUGGUCAACGUCCGCUUGAACUUUUUGUCGACGGAUUUCAGUCUAUCCAAGGGUGUCAAAGGCGUUCCGACGCGAUUAUGCGUCAAAACGGAGAUGAUCGGCCUCGAGGAUGGCACUCCUGCGCCGGGAGCUGGCGAAGCCGAGAUUUGCUACUGCAAGGUCAAGGUGUUUCGCGACCACGGAGCGGAAAGAAAGCUAUCCAACGAUGUGGCGCAUGUGCAGAAAGCGAUUCACAAGGUCGAGCGGCAAAUCGCGCAGGGAGAUAUCGACGGCACUAAUGGUCUGGGAAAGCGGAAACGGCGAAAAGGCGUGGGCCACGGGCUGACCAAGAACCAUACCGUAUCGAUGAGCCUCUCUCCCAGCCGUUCCAACAGUCUCACGGACAUAGACGACCUGCACCGGGCCUUGUUCGAGCUGCGCAACCUCUUCUCAUCCUCCCAGCCAGUUAGCCUGCUCUCACUGCAGGGCGACGUGCUGGAUGAUCCGGAUCAAUCACCAGUUUCGCUACCUCGGGACUCGUCCACACCUGUGUCUCUUGGACGUGACAGCGCGUCCGAGACUGAUGCAGGGGUCAACUUCCACGGCGACCUGGUCCAGCUUCCACGUCGUCCUUUCGGCCGAGAAGCAAGCACUGUUGAGCCGAAGAUGGAAUCCCCUGAUCCGGCCCUCAGCGAUAUAAAUGGUCGAUCUUCGCCCGAGUCGGAUACCGGCGAUCGGUCAUCCAGCCCUCGGCAUGUGGCAUGUUUCUACGUUCGAUUCCAGGACAAACAGCAGCAGGAACCCUACUACCGUGCCGUAUACCUCACUGAGCGAACCGCGUCCGACUUCAUAGACCAACUGUCCAAAAAAUACAACGUCCAACCCGACCGUAUCCUCAGUCUCCUGCACAUCAACCCGAACAGUCUACGCGUCGCAGUCGACGAUGACGUCGUGGGAGCAAUCCCCGAAGGACAGGACAUGAUUGCCGAAUUUACUGAGGUUCCUGCUCCGUUGAGCAGCAAUGGAGAGGGCGAGGGAGAGGAGCAUAACGCCGGGUACGAGGUUCAGCUACUUUUUUGACGCGUUCUGUUCUGCAUACUCGACGGAUUUUGAGCAUUAGGUUCUGGUUUUUGUGCACACUCAGGGACUGUUUAUUAUAUGACUUGCCGCGGACCGGAUUUGCAUGACUGGUGAUGAUGUAUGUUUAGACCUGCAUGAACAUCUAGACUACGCCUACUGGAUGGGUUAUGAAGCGACGACACGAAAAG
Molecule: messenger RNA, 2826 nt
Organism: Aspergillus novofumigatus IBT 16806
Lineage: Eukaryota; Fungi; Ascomycota; Eurotiomycetes; Eurotiales; Aspergillaceae
Product: putative CP2 transcription factor
Exons: 4
Coding region: 476-2638 (720 amino acids)
Biological process (GO): regulation of transcription by RNA polymerase II
Cellular component (GO): nucleus
Molecular function (GO): RNA polymerase II cis-regulatory region sequence-specific DNA binding; DNA-binding transcription activator activity, RNA polymerase II-specific
Source: RefSeq, a predicted model, not a curated record